AUUAGUGGAAGAGAGAAAGGGCUGGAGAAAGGGGAAUCUGAUAGGGGAGGACAGAAGGCCAUAGAAGAAAGAAAAGGAGGAGAGGAGCACCAGCGGGAGGUGAGGAGCAGAUCCGGGUCUGUUUUGGACGGAGUCGGAACCCUGACCUGCUCGGAGGGAAUGGGGUGAAGGUCAAACCACUGCGAGACUCUGGAAACGCCACUGAUUGGGACCAAAAGAUCUCGAUCGAUGGACUGACUGAGUGUUCCAUAUUACUCCGUUGAUUGGCCCCAGUAUAUAAGUGUGGCGGUUGGGAAGAUUCGGCAUCACGUCUGAAACUCUGACAAACUUCUAUAGAUGUGUGGUGGAGAGUAUAUUGACUGGUUGAGCGGAAAAUCCUCCAGAAGAUCAGUACAUGUCUCCGGUGGUGACAGGAAUGGACGUGACCAGCCGAUGUACCAGUGGUGAUCCGAACCGGCUUCCGGAGGGACUGCCUCAAUCUGCGUGCUUGCACUAUAUCUCUGACAAGCACCCCCGGCUGACCCUGGACGCCAUCAACCAGCUGAGGAAGAACCAGGGCCUGUGCGACGUGGUGCUUGUCGUGGGCCUGAAGAAGAUCUAUGCCCAUCGAGUGGUGCUUGCGGCUUGCAGUCCGUACUUCCACGCGAUGUUCACGAGCGAGCUUGCUGAGAGCAGGCAGACGGAAGUUCUCAUUAGAGACAUCGAUGAGCGGGCCAUCGAGCUUCUCAUUGAAUUUGCAUAUACAUCCCAAAUUAUUGUGGAAGAGAACAAUGUUCAGACUUUGCUGCCGGCUGCUUGCUUACUGCAGCUGACUGAGAUUCAGGAGACCUGUUGUGAAUUUUUAAAGCGGCAGCUAGAUCCGUCCAAUUGUUUGGGAAUCCGAGCGUUUGCUGACACUCACGCGUGCCGAGAAUUGCUGCGGGUGGCGGAUAAGUUCACACAACACAACUUUCAGGAGGUAAUGGAGAGUGAGGAGUUUAUGCUUCUGCCAGCAAAUCAGAUGAUUGACAUUAUUUCCAGUGAUGAGUUGAAUGUGCGAAGUGAGGAGCAGGUGUACAGUGCUGUUGUAUCCUGGGUCAAGUAUAACAUUCAAGAGAGGAGAGGACACCUUGCUCAGGUCUUGCAACACGUUCGUUUGCCAUUGCUGAGUCCUAAAUUCUUGGUUGGCACAGUUGGAACAGACUCUUUGAUCAAAAGUGAUGAAAUGUGCAGAGAUCUCUUGGACGAAGCAAAAAAUUAUCUACUUCUGCCGCAGGAGAGACCCCUAAUGCAAGGCCCUCGAACUCGACCUCGAAAACCUAUUCGAUGUGGAGAGGUGCUUUUUGCUGUUGGUGGUUGGUGCAGUGGUGAUGCAAUCUCCAGUGUGGAACGCUAUGAUCCUCAAGCACAUGAAUGGCGAAUGAUGGCAUCGAUGUCUAAGCGAAGGUGCGGUGUCGGUGUGGCAGUUCUUGAUGAUCUUUUGUACGCAGUUGGAGGUCAUGAUGGGUCUUCCUAUCUCAAUAGUGUAGAAAGGUAUGACCCCAAGACAAACCAGUGGAGUAGUGAUGUAGCUCCGACGAGCACGUGUAGAACCAGUGUGGGGGUAGCAGUGCUGGGAGGACACCUUUAUGCUGUUGGAGGACAAGAUGGAGUGUCCUGCCUUAACAUUGUCGAAAGGUUUGAUCCUAAGGAAAAUAAAUGGAUGAGAGUAGCACCUAUGAGUACUCGUCGUCUGGGGGUAGCUGUGGCGGUCCUUGGUGGACAUCUUUAUGCUACAGGGGGCUCUGAUGGAACAUCUCCAUUGAAUACAGUUGAACGUUUCAUUCCUCAGGAGAACCGUUGGUCUCCUUGUCCGCCUAUGGGAACAAGACGGAAACAUCUCGGCUGUGCUGUCUUCCAGGACAUGAUCUACGCAGUGGGGGGACGUGAUGACACAACAGAGCUCAGCAGUGCUGAGCGAUACAACCUUCGGACCAGUCAAUGGUCUCCAGUGGUUGCUAUGACUUCCAGACGCAGUGGAGUUGGGCUUGCCGUUGUAAAUGGACUUUUGAUGGCAGUUGGCGGCUUUGAUGGCACAACCUACUUAAAAACUGUUGAAGUUUUUGACCCCGAUGCAAACACAUGGAGAUUAUUUGGAAGUAUGAACUACAGACGUCUUGGCGGUGGGGUUGGAGUGGUGAAAAUGACGCAAUGCGAAUCGCACAUUUGGUGAACUGACACUUCUCAAAGGAUUGGUAUGCAUGUUUUUAAAACCAUUCAUCACCUGGCACUGAACUGUUCAAUUAAAUGCCAUCUGCUGGAAGAGCACCUGCUGGAACAAGUUGGGUAUGAAGCAAACUUGUACAUUUUAAUGUUUCUAUGGGCAUUUCAUUUCUAUUUACUGUUAGAGCUGAUAAGUAGUGGCAUCUGAUUAAUCUUAGAGAAAUGAAACCAGUGGCCUUAAAUUAACCAACUAUUUAAAUAUGCUCAAUUUAUAAGCUUCUGAAAUAUCAUGGCAGCUGAACACCUUAUUACCAGCAGUUUAUGCAGCUCGCAAGUAAAUAGCUGAAUGCUCUUAUAGGCAAAAGGUUAACAGCACAACAUUGAGGAAGGCACAGGAAAGUCAGUAUAGUGGGGGGAGGGGAGGAAGAGCUGUGCUUCAGUCAAAAGUUUACAUUAAAAUCAAGAUGGUUAUUCUAAUUUAAUAAGCAUUAUAAAUCUUAAAACAUUUAUACAGUUAAUCAAACUGAUUGAAUACAAGCAGAUGUGCAAGCAUGCACUAGAACCAAAGCAAGACAGUAUUGUUAUACUUUGCCGGUCCACUUAUAUUUGAGCUUUAAUUCAGCUGUCAUGCCUAACCCAAUUUAUUUUCCCUCUGGAGGUCAAAUAAGUGAGGGUUGCAUUAAAAGAGCACGAUUGGCUAGAUAAAAGCAUGGUCAGAUUUCCACAAGUUAACCAAAACCAAGAAUUUGGUUAUCCUGUGCAAUGUUAAACUUGCAGUUUCAAUCUCAAGUGUUUUAGAUUUCAUGCACAAGUUUAGCUCUGAGACAAUGGUAUAGUCUAGUUACAGUUGGUAACUAAAACUUGCACUACUUUUAAAUAUCUUCAUGCAACUUUUUCUUCAAGCUUUAACAGCUGCAAGUUACUACCUCAGCUGGAGAGCUAAACAGUGAAAUCUCCAGGUAUCACUGGAGCUCCAAAACAAGACUUAGUUUAAUUUUGGGAACCCAUUCCAGGGCUAAUGCACUUCACUUUGUUAAGUUCUAACAUUUCUAUUGUACCCCUACAUGAAGUAUCCAUUAAAUUUAAUUGAAUGCUACUACUAUUGUAAUGGAUUAAUGACUCAGAUGCUUAACUGAAAACAUCUUACAAUGUUGCAGUUGUAUAUUUAAGACUUGUACAGUAUUUAAAUAAAAUAGAACAGACACGUUGAAAACCACUUUCAGAAUAACUGAACCCUUGUUUGAGAAACACCUCAACCUCAAAACUCAUUACUCAUUUGAUUCAGAAUUUUAUUUCAACAACCAGUUUUACAAUACUGGAGGUUUGAGCUUCAGAAAUGAGCAUUGAAAAUAAAUAAUCAGAAUAAGGCAAUAGCUUUUAGCUCUUAAAGCACAGCAGUUUGUUCUAGCAAAUUCUAGAAACUCAACUGGUUUCCUCAAAACAUUCUAAUCCAGUAGAACAUCCUUUCAAACUUUAAUUUUCUUGAAGUAAAUUGAAAUUCACAUCUAGAGGAAGCUGGAUUAAUUCAUGUAGUCACUGUAUCAAGCAUUUACAUAUUGGUUAGACCACUACUAGAAGUCAACUAGUGCCCAAGAGCCUUAGUUAUUCAUUAACUAAUCAAGAUUAAAUAUGUUGUAAAAGGUUCACAUACUGUAGUGGUCUGUUUAGCACGCUGAUCAUGUCACAGGUGUCUCCACUUCUGGCCAGUUUCCCAACAAUUCUCAGCUAUCAGAUUAUCGAAGUCUGGUAUGGGAAAUGACUUUUCUAUUGCUAGUUUUGCUUCUGAUAUCCAACUGUUAUUAGAACCAUUUGGAUCCAUGGUUGAUGCAGAAGUCGCCAAACUUGUGUCAGCUGUGAUGUUUAAAAGAAACCACAAUUUCACAUAAUUCAUAUUCAAAGAUGGGUGCAUAUACAAUCCCUUAGUGAUACAGGUAAAACAUCAAGAACAAUUAGCAAAGAGGAUACACUCAUUGGCCACUACCUCCUGCACCUAAUCAAGUGGUGACAGUGCAUGUUCUGGGACUUUUGUUGCUGUAGCCCAUCCACUUUAAGGUUCGGCAUGUCAUGCGCUCAGAGAUGCUCUUCCACACACCACUACUGUAAUGAGUGGUUAGGAGUUACUGUUACCUUCAAGCAGUCUGGCCAUUCUUGUCUGACCUGUCUCAUUAAAGCAUUUUUGCCCACAGAACUGCUACUCGGUGAAC
Molecule: messenger RNA, 4385 nt
Organism: Hypanus sabinus (Atlantic stingray)
Lineage: Eukaryota; Metazoa; Chordata; Chondrichthyes; Myliobatiformes; Dasyatidae
Product: kelch-like protein 20
Exons: 13
Coding region: 395-2191 (598 amino acids)
Molecular function (GO): protein binding
Source: RefSeq, a predicted model, not a curated record